This is a messenger RNA of Chelmon rostratus (copperband butterflyfish), 4918 nucleotides long. RefSeq names its product kinesin family member 4 (gene kif4). Bases 196 to 4059 code for a protein of 1287 amino acids. Lineage: Eukaryota; Metazoa; Chordata; Actinopteri; Chaetodontiformes; Chaetodontidae. The record is from RefSeq and is a predicted model, not a curated record. The transcript has 32 exons. Gene Ontology annotation, molecular function: microtubule motor activity; ATP binding; microtubule binding. Gene Ontology annotation, biological process: microtubule-based movement; mitotic spindle organization.
CAGCAACAACAUUCAUCUCAUAGAUAUUGAUGUUAAGUACACGGACAAAGGACAAAAGUAAAUCAAAAAAGCUGCAACAAGUAAAGUUUUGUUAAUAUCGUCCAAUCGUAGUGCUAUUCUUUAUCAACCAGACCUGGUGAAUGCAGUUUUCGUGAUAUUUGGUACUGGAGGAAACGUGAGAAGGAGCAUUGCAUCAUGACAAAUGAGGAUGAUAAGGGGAUCCCAGUGCGGGUUGCCUUGCGAUGUCGCCCAUUGGUACCUAAAGAGAUCAAUGAAGGAUGUCAGUGUUGUCUCACUUUUGUGCCUGGGGAGCCACAGGUGAUCAUUGGCACAGAGAAAGCAUUCACUUAUGAUUUUGUAUUUGAUCCCACUGCUGAACAAGAAGAAGUCUUCAAUACGGCUGUGUCAUCCUUACUGAAUGGACUUUUCAAAGGCUACCAUGCCACCGUACUUGCAUACGGACAGACGGGAUCAGGGAAGACCUUUUCCAUGGGAGGAACAUACACAUCAGCUCAAGAAAAUGAUCCUUCAGUAGGAGUUAUUCCACGAGUUAUCAGAAGGAUCUUUGAGGAAAAGGAGAAGAGGACAGACUCUGAAUUCUGUUUGGCAGUAUCCUACCUGGAGAUCUACAAUGAAGACAUAUUGGACUUGCUGUGUACAUCUAAAGAUAAACCUGCCAUCAGCAUUCGGGAAGACCCUAAAGAUGGCAUUAAGAUUGUGGGUUUAACUGAGAGGAAAGUGUUCACUGCCCAUGAGAUGGUGGGUUGUCUGGAGGUUGGAAAUUCUGCUCGCACCGUGGGUUCCACAGCGAUGAACGCCGCUUCUUCACGCUCACAUGCUAUCUUCACCAUCACUCUGGAGCAGCGCAGAGGAACAGACAAAGUGGACUCAGUUGUUUCAAAGUUGCACCUGGUGGAUCUGGCUGGUUCAGAAAGGCAAAAGAAAACCAAAGCGGAGGGAGAUCGUUUAAAGGAAGGCAUCAGCAUCAAUCGUGGCCUUUUGUCUUUGGGUAAUGUGAUCAGUGCCUUGGGGGAUGAAAGCAAGAAAAAUGCCUUUGUUCCUUACAGAGACUCCAAGCUCACCCGCCUGCUACAAGACUCUUUGGGGGGCAAUAGCCACACUUUGAUGAUUGCAUGCAUCAGUCCUGCAGACUCAAACAUGGAAGAGACCAUCAACACGCUGCGAUAUGCUGACAGAGCUCGCAAGAUUAAAAACAAACCUAUCGUCAAUAUUGACCCCAGAGCUGCAGAAAUGAACCGUUUGAAACAACAGGUUCAGGAGCUGCAAGUGAUGCUACUUCAUGCCCGUGGAGGAGUAGCUCCAGUGCUCUCUGGGCCAGAGUCAGCAGAGAAUGUGACUAAGCUGUUGGAAAGGAACCGCGCUCUGCAGGAUGAGAACAAUAAGCUAAGCAGGGAGCUGAGUGAGGCAGCCGGACAGACUGCCUUCAUGUUUGAGAAAAUCAUUAUGACAGAACAAGCAAAUGAUAAACUACAGAGCAAACUGGAACAACUACGGCACCAUGCAGCAUGUACAGUGGAUCUUGAGAAAGUGUUGGAGACACUGGAGGACCAGGAGUUGAAGGAGAACGUUGAGGUGAUGAGAAACCUGCAAGACAUCAUCUUGGAGCUCAAGAAUGAGAGCGCAGGCAUCGCCGCCUCCAUUGAUGCUAUGGCUGCAGGAGAGGAUGGACCUGAGUUAUCUGGGAAUGGCAGUAAAAAUGCAGCAGAUGAGUCCCCAUCAGAUGUCACUGCCAUUGCUGAUAAGGACUCCCCAGAGGCCUUUACGACCCGUCACGCACUGCGGCAGGCCCAGCUCUCCAAGGAACUGAUUGACCUGAACAAAGUGUUGAGCCUGAAGGAAGCUUUUGUGAGGAAAAUGUGCCAGAAUGACACCCAGUUGGAGCCGAUGCAGUCGGAGCACCAGAAAAAUGUGCACGAUCUACAGUCAGCAGUGGACUCGCUGCAGAAAGAGAAAGAUGACCUGGUUUUGGCACUUCACUCUGCAAAGAAAGACACUAACCAGGCAAAGCUUAGUGAGCAGCGGAGGAAGAGGCUGCAGGAACUUGAGGGCCAGCUUGCAGACAUGAAGAAGAAGCUUCUUGAGCAGUCUAAACUGCUGAAACUCAAAGAGUCCUCUGUUCAGAAAGUUAGCAAGCUCAUGCAGGAGAUACAGGCCAUGAAGACCCAGCGGACACAACUGAUGAGGCAGAUGAGGGAGGACUCUGACAAAUUCAGACACUGGAAGAGCAAGAAGGACAGGGAAGUGUUGCAGCUGAAGGAAAAGGAUCGUAAACGUCAGUAUGAGUUGAUUAAACUUGAGAGGGAUUUCCAGAAGCAGGCCAAUGUUCUGCGUCGUAAAACUGAGGAGGCUGCAGCUGCAAACAAGCGGCUGAAAGAUGCCCUACAGAAGAGAAGUGAGGUGGCAGAAAAACGCAAAGAUGCCCAUAAUAGAGGAAAGGAGGGAACUGCUGCAAGAAUAAAGACUUGGUUUCUCAACGAAGUGGAGGUGAUGGUCAGCACGGAGGAGGCCCGGCGCCACCUCAAUGAUCUGCUGGACGACAGGAAGGUCUUGGCUCAGGAGAUCAGCCACCUCAAACAGCAGAUGGAGUCAGGGGAGCGACCCACUGCCAAAAUCAGGCGUCGGACGCUGAUCAUGUCUGAGCUGGAGAGCCAUGGGGCGCUGGAAGCUCCUCUGACCAAACAGGUGGAGAACUUGGAGACAGAGAUGGGUCUCAGGAAUGCUCAGAUAGCUGACCUUCAGCAGAAAGUUCUUGUCGCAGAUAGUGAGGGCCGUCUGAAACAACGCAUAGAUGGCAUCACAAGCAUAGUCGAUGCCAAGAGUGCCCUUAAGGUCCUGAUGUCUGAGCUGGUGUCUGCUAAAAUAGCCAGUGCCAAGCUGGAAAGCGAAGUCAAACAGGAGAAAGGGAAUGGACAGGACUUAAGGAAGCUGCUGGCUGAGGAGAGAAAUGUGAUGUCAACCAUGGACAUGGAGCACCAGCAGCAGUUGGUGGAACUAGAGCAGAGGCAUCAAGAGAAGGUCCUUUACCUCCUUAACCAGCUACAGAGCAAACCCAUAGGUGGAGAGUCAGAUGAAACAAAGGAGACAGAUGAGCAGAGUUCAAAGGAGAAGGAGCUUCUCCAGCGCCUCAAAGUCCAGGAAGAAGAGCUUGAAAAACUGCGAGAAUUGAGUGAACAGAACCAGAAACUGGUGGAGCAGAAUGAACAAUACAGUCAGAAACUCUCAUUGCUGCACCUAGUAAGUGGAAAGAAAAUCCUUGCAGCCAGCAAUGAAAACAGCCCAGACGAUUCGUUUGAGUACAUUCCUCCAAAACCUAAAGGGAAGCGCCUCACCACAGCUAAAGCACCGCUGAAUAUGGCCAUCAACAUUGAAGAGCUGAUGUCUUCCAGUGAGGAUGAGAAUGACAAGGAAGAGGAUGAGUGGCAACCUAGCAAACCUGAGAAGGGGCGCAGAAUUUCAAAGAAACAGAAAGCAACUGGGUGUGCGUGUAAAGGUCGCUGCGUGAACAAGCUGUGCAGGUGCCGCAAAGGAAAGAUGACGUGUGGGGAGAACUGCCAGUGUGAUCAUGAGAAAUGCCGCAAUGUUCACAUCCAGGUGCCUGUUGAGAUGCUGGCAUUUGAGCUUUGCACUGGUAACAGUGUGGAUGGUGUUACGAUCCAGCCUAUGGGAGCAGGGAUGCAACAUAAAAGAGGACGAAAAAAAGACCAAACCUUGUCUCCCAACUCUCCCAACGAGGAUGGAAGUCAGGCAGACGCCGUUUCCAGAGACUCCACAUCUGUCAGCCCUGACAACACCACUUUCUUCAAGCCGCCAUCUUGUACACCCACUAAGAAGGUGCUAAAAGAAAUAGGAGACAUGGGACAUGCCACUGCAGACCUACAAUUGGCCACCAAGCCGAUCUUGCCAGAGGAGGAAGAGGAGGAGGAUGACUAUGAGGAGGACAGAACAACAGUCAGCUUCCUCAAGAAGAAGAAAAGACUCCUGACGAGUUUUCAGAACAGUUUUUUCUCUGGAUGCACUCCUAUCAGCGAGGAAUCGUAAUCAGGACAGGGCAGGGUAGGGCUUUUUAGAUUAGGUGUCCGUACGUCCUUCAAUGUUAUGUCAGUAUCGUGAUUUUUUUAUGUGACUAAACUCUUGUGUACUGUAACUUGAAAGUAGCUGUUGAUUCUAAAAUGCUUUGUUAUCUGUAGAGCGUAACAAAAGGACUGGGCAGCAGCAAAGCCUUCAACCAUUUACUGGAAUUCACACUGAGAUGAUCAAAUAGCCUGUUCAUAAUGUAGGUUAAUGUAGUACAUGAUGAUGAUGUCCCGUAAAGUAAGACUAAGACUAAAUUUACCUAGUUAAUAUGUCAACUCAGCAGUCCACAGAUACACAGUCCAGCACUGUUCAACACACCAUUUUAACACAAUGUCUUGGGGAGCAGCCUUUAGGCUUUUCGCUGUGCUUUUACUACCAGAGCUGAAUAAAGUCUGACAGUCAGAUCUUGUUUUUAAAGACCAACAAACUGUUUUGUUCUUGUCUGAAUGUGUUUAAUAUGUCAGCAUCACAAGUUAAUGUCAAAUAAUUUAUUUCAUUCAUUAGUCGAUGAUUAAUGUUUUUACGUCUGACUCACUUUCAUUGCCGUUUCCUAGCAGGUAAUCACUAGUGGAAAGGUUGUUUUUUUUUUUGUUUGUUUUUUGUUUUACAUUGAAUUAAAAAAAAAUAAAUCUUAAAGUGAAGCACUGCAUUGAUAUUAUUUUAAUGUAUAUUUGUUCUACUUGUGUUGGUUACUUUUGCUGCAGACCAGGUUAUUCUGAGUGCUUUUAAAACUGAAUGACUGUAUAUACUAACACACACACAUUCCUUUCUCACAAAUCCCAAAAACAAUAAAAAAUGGUAAAUAAAACAGAACAAUAUAAAU